GGGGCAGUGCCACGCUGGGCUGUGGAGGCCACUGUGAGGUGAGGGCUGGCUCUCGUGGGCCUGGGGUGGAGUGCGUCUGGAGGGCCUGAGCAGAGGGGUGACAUAACUGAGGUCACUCGUGGGACCCCAAAGAGCCUCUGCUUAUGCAUGCUUUGUCUGUAGAUAUUUGCCAUAUCAGAGCUUAACACUAAAACACUUUAAAUAGAUACGUAGCUAUUCAUUAAAGGUAACAAUAAUAAAUCCAUUACAUGUUAACUUUUUUUUAUGAAAAAGAAACUAUCUUUUCCAAAGCAGAACAAAUUUAGUGAGAAGAAUGGCACUGUUGUACAUGUUUGAAAAUCUUCAAGGUCUGGAUAAAUAGAAGAUGUUUGGGUCCCAUACCUGGCUCUGUCUCCAGUCCAUUGCAAUAUUCACAUCACGUAGCCUCUGGAGGGCUUCCUUAUAUACCUGUGAGAAAAUGGGUGUAAAAAAGGCAAAUGAUGUCUCAGUAUUAUUAUGAAAAUAGUUUUGACUUUGUGGACCCCCAGAGUUCCCCAGACCACACUUUGAACACAGGUGAUUUAACCAAUAUUGGGUGAGUACCUACUGUGUGCCGAGCAUUGUUCCCGGUGAGGGGAAAGCACAGAGCACAAAGAAUUGUUGGGUUUUCAAGGCAUUACUUUGGCCACUUUGUGGAGAAUGGACCACAGUGGGGUCCGUGGAGUUGGGGUCAUGCCAGGGGAAUAUCCCAGCAGUGGCCUUGACUCAGCUGGUGGCUGGGGCAGGGGGGUGUGGGGUUGGAUUCUGGAUAUUUUUGACGGCACAUCCUACAGGAUUUGAUAAUGGGUUGGGUGAUGGGGUAGGAGAAAGACAGGGGCUUUCACCCUGGUCCCCUGGAAGGACUGAGAUGCUGUUUACUUACUGAGAAAGGAAAGGCUGGGAGCCUUUGAGAAAGGAGCCAGUUUGAGGGGAGGGAGGCAGGCAUUCAGCUUUGUUUGUUUGUUUUUGUUUUUAAAUUUAUUAUUUAUUUAUUUUUGGCUGCGUUGGGUCUUCAUUGCUGCACACGGACUUUCUCUAGUUGCGGCGCGCGGGCUUUCUCUAGUUGCGGCGAGCGGGGGCUGCUCUUCGUUGCAGUGCGCGGGCUUCUCAUUGCGGUGGUUUCUCUUGUUGCAGAGCACGGGCUCUAGGCGUGCACGCUUCAGUAGUUGUGGCUCGCGGGCUCUAGAGCGCAGGCUCAGUAGUUGUGGCGCACGGGCUUAGUUGCUCAGCAGCGUGUGGGAUCUUCCCGGACCAGGGCUUGAACCCGUGUCUCCUGCCUUGGCAGGCAAAUUCUUAACCACUGCACCACCAGGGACGCCCCCGGACAUCCAGCUUUGAAUGUGUGUAGUUUCAGAUGCCUGUUGGACAUCCAGGUAGGGUGAGUGGCGUCCAGAACAAGGUCUGGGUUGGCAUUUUGGGCGUAUGUUGAUGUACAAGUUGUGGACAUCACCUUCUUUUUUCUUGGGUAAACACCGUUUACCCUAAACACCUAGGAGCAGAACGGCAGGGUCAGAUGGGAGGUGUAAGUUUGACUUCCUAAGGAACUGCUGUGCUAUCUCCAAAGUGCUUGUACCAGUUUCUGUUUCCACUGAUGUGAAUGAGAGUUUCGUUUUCUCCACAUCCUCCUGACCACUUGGACUGGCCAGUCUCUUCAUUUUAGCCGUUCCAAUAGGUACAUCAGGGUGGUGAGGUAGCCCCCCGAAUCCUUGUGUAGAAGGGUCUCCAAGACUUAUCGAUAAGUGGAAAGGGAAGUUUUUGCAAACCAGUUUGUAAAUUAUGAAACCCAUUUUUGAAAAGGAAAAAGAAAACCCUGUGAAAUGCUUAUAUGAAGGUCUACAGGCUCUGGGGGCUACACGCCACAUGGGCCACCCGAUUGUCCUGGGAAGGGCAGUGGGGCAUGGGCAGGGGACCUGCUGCUGUGGGAUCAGCCCAGCAUCCCCUCAGAGGGGGCUUCUUAGCAGAAUCCUGGAAGAAGAGUGGGCCGUGAGCUGGUGGACGGGCUUUGAGUGGCACUCAGGAGGAGCCAACAGUGGAUCAGGCCGGGGUCCUGCCAAACUGACUGACAUUUACUGCAGUCUUUUAAAGUAUCACUGGUUGAAAGGACUGGGUUUCCUAGACACCCCAGACCUUCAUUGCUUGUAAUUAGAACCUACGCAAUAGUCUUAAGGAGCGUGUGGAUUACUUUGUAUAUUUAUUUUUACCACAUCUUUUUACAUUUCUGUUUUUACGUAUGUUUCAUUAUUUAUUUGUUUAUUUUAGUGGUACCUGCUCAGAAAAGUUUUUUUGUAAAUAGGACUGAAUAGUCAAAAAAGUUUGGAGUCUACUGGUCUACAGACUCAAAAUGGCUAUCAAAAUUUUCAGAAUUCCCACCCCAGAGCCUUUCUUUCUCUGCCGCAUGAAGUUUGGUUCCUGUUUUCCUGCUCUCCAGUGAAACUGGGAGUAGCUGGGCUCCUAGCAGCUGUUUGAAAGCAAACGUGUCCCUGAGGCGGUGACCUUUCUCAUUCCCUAGGGGACUGGCAGUAUGACAUUGGGCUUUGUGUCGAGGAGUCACAAGUUCUAUUUUUGCUUAUUUUUGUUGUUUUGCAGCGUGAUCUUAAGCAAAUUAUUCCAUCCUUUCAUUCUCCUGUCUUGACGGAUGGGAAGCAAGGCAGAUGGCCACAGCUUCCCCUCUCCCGUAGCAUCCGGUAGGAAGGCCAAGGAGAUUAUCAACGCAGCUCGGGAAAACCUUGCCAAGAUGAUGGGUGGGAGGCCUCAAGAUAUGAUCUUCACUUCCGGGGGCACAGAGUCAAAUAAUUUAGUAAUCCAUUCUGUGGUGAAACAUUUCCACAAAAUCCAUGCCGCAGUGGGGGACACGGCCGAGCGUCCCAGCCCAGUGGAGGGGGCCCUGCCUCAUAUCAUCACCUGCACCGUGGAACACGACUCCAUCCGCCUGCCCCUGGAGCACCUGGUGGAAGAACAAGUGGCCGAGGUCACCUUUGUCCCCGUGUCCAAGGUGAAUGGGCAGGUGGAGGCUGAGGACAUCCUGGCGGCCGUCCGCCCGGCCACGUGCCUCGUGACCAUCAUGCUGGCCAAUAACGAGACAGGCGUCAUCAUGCCGGUACCUGAGAUCAGCCGGCGAGUCCGAGCCCUGAACCAGCAGCGGGCGGCGGGCGGGCUGCCGGGGGUGCUCGUGCACACGGACGCCGCCCAGGCCUUGGGGAAGCGGCGCGUGGACGUGCGGGACCUGGGCGUGGACUUCCUGACCGUCGUGGGCCACAAGUUUUAUGGCCCCAGGAUUGGAGCACUUUAUGUCCGAGGGCUUGGUGAACUCACCCCUCUGUACCCUAUGCUGUUUGGAGGUGGACAAGAACGGAAUUUCAGGCCAGGGACAGAGAACACCCCGAUGAUUGCCGGCCUUGGGAAGGCGGCUGAGCUGGUGGCAGAGAAGUGCGAGGCCUACGAAGCCCACAUGCGGGCUGUGCGCGACUACCUGGAGGAGAGGCUGGCGGCUGAGUUUGGUGAGCGAGUCCAUCUGAACAGCCAGUUUCCAGGCACUGAGCGACUCCCCAACACCUGUAACUUCUCCAUCCAGGGACCCCGGCUGCAAGGCCACUUGGUGCUGGCCCAGUGCAGGACGCUGCUGGCCAGCCUGGGGGCUGCGUGCCACUCGGACCACGGAGACCGGCCAUCCCCGGUGCUGCUGAGCUGCGGUGUCCCCUUGGACCUGGCCAGGAACGCCAUCCGGCUCAGUGUGGGCCGCGGCACCACCCGGGCCGAAGUGGACCUCGUCGUGCAGGACCUGAAGCAGGCGGUGGCCCGGCUGGAGGGCCAGGCCUAGUGCCCAGGGCAGUGCCAGAAGGAGUCUUCCUCUUGUCCCAGAGCGUGUGGGCUCCGGGCUCCCUCCCGUCCCUUGGUCAGUGAGGGAGCGGGUCUGCUGGGCCCACAGACGCCACCGGUGCUGAGGGGCCCAGGACAAGAUGCCCUCGUGGGACCGUCCCUGUCACUGCUGCCCAGUGGCACCAGUUGGAUUAGAAACUCUUUAGCCGCGUCCACCCUCCCCUCUGGGAAGCGGGGCGGGCUUGUUGUAAGCAUGCCCUUCCUGGAAGGUGGCAUUUUUAUCCGAAAGGUAAAAUCCUAGUAUUUAUAAUUGAUUGUCAGCUGCUCUCAUGGAAAUAGGAGACCUGGUUUUUGGCUGCUCUCCUGGCCUCUGUGCACCUGUUGGCUGAGAGGUCGGUCCCUCCUCACCCUCAUGGCCCUUCUCAAGCCCUUUCCAGAGGGUGGGGGCCCCUGUGGUCAGGCCCCUCCCCGCUGGGCGUCCCCCCGCUUCCGGGCCCGCCCAUCCUCCUGAUCACUUGCUGGUCACUCGGGCCAUCGACCACUGGGCGCCCUCUCUCCCAGUCCGCAGGCCCCUCCCGUCCCUUCCAUUCGAUCAUUUGCUCAGGGUUUCAGCUCAGCCUUCAGAGUCACGGGCGGCAGCGCCUGCGUGAUGCUGGCUCAUUCCCAAGGCGGAAAAUCGUUCAUCCCUCGCUCAGCUCCCAUCUCAGUUGUAUUUGCGGGAGGAUUCUUUGAUCUUCACAGUGGCAUUGUGGUGUCUGAUUCACAUCAAAUGUCAUGUCUAUGGAGACAUUUACAUAGGAGUGGGUUUUUUUAAUUGAAUAACACUUGUAAUGUGCGGUUGAAAGGUGCAAGGAACUUCGUGAUGGCUCUGAGGAAAACCGUCAGAAAUUAGAUGAACUAAUAAAAGCUUCCAAUGCUU
Molecule: messenger RNA, 4753 nt
Organism: Orcinus orca (killer whale)
Lineage: Eukaryota; Metazoa; Chordata; Mammalia; Artiodactyla; Delphinidae
Gene: SCLY
Product: selenocysteine lyase
Exons: 11
Coding region: 2654-3835 (393 amino acids)
Source: RefSeq, a predicted model, not a curated record